AUGGGAGUGCGUUUAGGUGAAAUGAUUCUGGUAGCAUUUAUUAUUGGAAUUCCACUAGCGGCAUCACAAGGUUUGGUUUUGGAACGAUGCUCCUGGAUGACCGCCAUACCCAGAGAAUCUAUGCCCCACUUGCCCGAACAGAAUUUUGAUGGUUUAACAUGGAGUCAAAGGCCCUUCCUGCCAGCGCCCACGAGAGAGGACGUUUGCAUGGACCAGUACCUGGCAGAUGCCGCAACACAGAUCAUCCUCAUGGAUGAAGAGAUUCAGGGGGACGUUGCCAUUGCGAAACUCAACUAUAACGGCGCCAGCGCCCCGAACAUCGAGCGUAUGGUGUCGGGCUCCUUCACUAUGCUGGGGCCGGAGUUCCGCAGACAGGACGACGAGUGGUUCCUCUACAUCACCCAGACCCAGGACUACGAGACGCCCGGCAUGCAGCUGUACAUGGUGGUGGUGCGCGUGCCCGGCGAGACGCUGGCGGCGACGGUGACGCUGCAGAUCGUCAACAUCGACGACAACGCGCCCGUCAUACAACUGCUGGACUCCUGCGUUAUACCCGAAUUAGGCAGCCUCGGCCUCACCCACUGCCAGUACCAAGUGAGCGACGCCGACGGCCGCAUCAGCACCAGCAACAUGACCUUCAGCAUCGACAGCGACCGCAACGACGACGAGAUCUUCUACAUCCAGGGCGACAACAUCGCCAACGAGUGGAUGAGGAUGACCAUGACCCUCGGCCUCAAACGAUCCCUGGACUUCACUGUCAAUGUGCUGCAUAUCUUCAGGGUUACCGCAUUUGAUUCACUCCCGAACAACCACACAGUGACCCUGAUGGUGCAAGUGCAAAACGUGGACCACCGGCCGCCGCGCUGGGUGGAGAUCUUCGCCGUGGAGCAGUUCGACGAGAAGACUGCGAGGAACUUCACCGUGCGCGCCAUCGACGCCGACACCGGCAUCAACGGGGACAUCUACUACAGACUCGAGGCUGAUGAAGAAGACAAAGAAUUCUUCGCAAUCGAUACUAUACCAGGCGGCCAAAACGGCGCCAUAUUCCAAGUAGCUGCCAUCGACAGAGACAAGCUAGAGCGGCAAAUAUUCCCCGUCACUCUGAUAGCCUACAAAGCCAACAACGAGAGCAACACCACGCCCAUCGACGUGGUCAUCAUCAUCAACGACGUGAACGACCAAGCGCCCUUGCCUUUCUACGAAGAGUACACCAUCAGUAUACCUGAAGAAAUUCCCCAGACGUUGAACUUUGAUCAAGAGUUUGGAUUUCAUGAUAGGGAUACGGGUGAAAACGCUCGGUACAGCGUCCGCCUCGAGAGCGUGCACCCUCCUGGUGCAGCCAGCGCCUUCGUCAUCCAGCCCGAGGUGGGCUACCAGCGCCAGACCUUCUUCAUGACCACCGCUAACCACAGCAUGCUGGACUAUGAGGACGAAGAAUACCGAUACGGGAUUGAGCUACAGGUGAUCGCCACAGAUUUGGGCAACGCGACACUGGUCGGAGUGGCCACCGUGUACAUCAAUCUAAUCAACUGGAACGACGAGCUGCCGAUAUUCGAAGCCAGCACCUACAGCGUGACCUUCGACGAGACCGUGGGGGAAGGCUUCCACGUGGCCACCGUCAGAGCUGACGACAGAGACGUCGACGAUAGUGUGGUCCAUACACUAAUGGGCAACGCGCAGCAGUACUUGAGGAUCAACGAAAGUACCGGAGACAUCUACGUGUCUAUGGACGAAGCUUUCGAUUACCACAGACAAAGCGAACUGCUGGUCCAGGUCCGAGCACACGACACGCUGGGCAUACCCAGCAGCAUCACCGGCACGCCGGUAGUCAACACGGACACGGCGCAGCUCGUCAUACAACUGAAUGACAUCAACAACACGCCGCCCAGCCUCCGACUGCCACGAGGAAGCCCGCAAGUGGAAGAAAACGUACCAAAGGGAUACAUAGUGACGCGGGAUCCUCUGGUGAUCACUGCGACAGAUCCUGACACCACUGCUGACCUCAGCUUUGAAAUCGUGUGGGAAUCCUCGUACGCGACCAAGCAGGGAAGGGAAACCCCUGCGUCAGAAUAUGUGGGCUGUUUGGAAAUUCAGACAUCGUAUCCUAACGGAGACGACCGGCGCGGCUCCGCUGUCGGAGUCUUGGUGGUGCAGGAGAUCAAGACAAACGUUACAAUCGACUUCGAGGAGUUCGAAGUGCUGUAUGUCACCAUCAAAGUGGUGGACCAUAACACCGUCCUCGGAACUGAUUACGAUGAACUGACGUUCACAAUAACCAUCAUCGACAUGAACGACAACGCCCCCGAGUGGGCCGCCAACACCCUGACGCAGGCGCUGCGGGUGCGCGAGAACUCCGCCGCCAACACCAUCGUCGGCUCCGUGCAAGCCACGGACAUCGAUGGGCCGCUGUACAAUCAAGUGCGGUACACUAUACUCCCGAGAGAAGACACUCCUGAAGGCUUACUUCGGAUCGACACCGUCACCGGUCAGAUCGAGGUGGACAAAGGUGCAGCGAUAGACGCCGACACGCCGCCGCGCGACCAUCUCUACUACACCAUCGUAGCCAGCGACAAGUGCUCGGAGGUCGACCCGGAUGAUUGUCCCCCGGACGACCAUUACUUUAAUACUGAGGGAAAUAUCACAAUCCAAAUAAUCGAUACGAACAACAAAAGCCCAAAGGCGCUGACGGAUUUGUUCAACGUGACGGUGUACCUACCUGAGGACGCAGUGCAAGGAGACGAGGUGGUGGUAGUCGUGUCCGAGGAUCUGGACCGGGAUGAGAUCUACCACACGGUCAGUUACCAAAUCAACUACGGAGUGAGUCCGCGGCUCCGGAACUUUUUCUCCGUGGAUCUGGCCACGGGGCGCAUCUUCGUGGACUACUCCGCCGAAAUGGGCGAGGUGCUGGACCGAGAUGGAGACGAGCCGGAACACCUCAUAUUCCUCAAUCUCAUUGAUAACUUCUACUCUGAAGGAGAUGGCAACAGAAAUCAGAACACCACACAAGUGCUGGUGGUGUUGCUUGAUGUCAACGACAACGCUCCGGAGCUGCCGACCAGGAACCGGCUCUCGUGGUCCGUCUCCGAGAAUUUGAGCAAAGGCAGCAGAUUGAGUCCGUACAUCUUCGCCCCGGACCGCGACCAGCCGGACACGGACAACUCGCGCGUGGGCUAUGCGGUCGCCAACCUCACACUGCUCACUCAGCGAGACAUCCACGUGCCCGUGCUGUUCACCGCCGUAGACGUGUACACCACCAACAGGUUCAAUGUCAGUGGCGAAUUGGAAACUCUCUACGAUUUGAAAGGCUACUGGGGAACGUACGAUAUUGGCAUUCACGCCUUCGACCAUGGAGACCCGCAGCUGCAGUCAUCGGAGAUCUACCAGCUCGUCAUCACGCCGUACAACUUCCACGCGCCCGUGUUUGUGUUCCCCAAGAGUGAUUCGGUCGUUCGCUUUGCCAGGGAGCGGGCAAUGGUGAACGCACGGCUCGGCCUCGUCUCCGGGGAGUUCCUGGACACUAUCCAGGCAACCGAUGAAGACGGCCUGGAAGCUGGACAAGUCACCUUCGAUAUCUCUGGCGAUGAUGAGGCGUCGCAGUAUUUCCAAGUGUUAGCAAGCGGUGACAACCAAGGUAUUCUGAUGCUGCAAAAAAUGUUCACCGAAGACGUCAAAGAGUUUCAGGUGGUCAUUCGUGCUAUGGACGGCGGUACUGACCCCUACCCUCGCUCCACGGUCGUGACCUUGCGAGCAGUGUUCGUGCCAACGCAGGGAGAACCCACUUUCAGCAACAACAUGUUCGAUGUGGCCUUCGUAGAACAGGAAGAGGGUCUAUCAGAGCGACACGAACUGCCGCACGCCGUUGAUCUAAAAAAUUAUCUGUGUGAAGAAGAUUGCCACAGUGUUUACUACAGCAUUAUUGAUGGCAAUGAGGAAGGAUACUUUGCGUUGGAUGAAGCCACGAACGUUCUCACACUUGCAAAAGAGCUCAACCGGAGCCAAGGAGAGACGCGCACGCUACGGGUGGCAGUGAGCAACUCACGCGACGUCACUGCUCCACUGCCGAGCUCCAUCCUCACUGUCACCGUCACUGUACGGGAGGCCCACCCGCGCCCCAUUUUCGCCAGAAGCCUGUACACCGCCGGAAUAUCGACCCUCGAUAGUGUCAGCAGAGAACUACUGACAGUACAGGCGGUGCACUCUGAAGGGUUACCGAUAUUGUACGAGAUGGACGAGUCGUCCAUGGUGACAGACGACAGCCUGGCCAACGUGCGCGAGUCGGCCUUCCUCCUCAACAACGUGUCGGGCGUGCUCACCCUCAACAUGCAGCCCACGGCCAGCAUGCACGGCAUGUUCCAGUUUGACGUCAUCGCUAAAGACCCCAAUGAAGCUAAUGACACCGCAGCGGUGAAGAUUUACCUCAUAUCAUCCCAAAACAGAGUGUACUUCCUGUUUGUUAAUGCUCUGACAGAAGUGGAGUCACGUACAGCCUUUAUAGCGCAGACCUUCAGCGCAGGCUUCAACAUGCAGUGCAACAUCGACCAAGUGGUGCCCGCCACCGACUCCACGUCCGGCGCCACUAUCGAUGGAGUCAUAGAAGUGCGAGCGCACUUCAUACGCGACAACUUGCCCGUGUCCGCACAAGUCAUUGAAGACCUCCGCACCGACAGCCAGCUGCUGCGCUCCAUCCAGACGACGCUGAACACGGAGCUGCUGGUGCUGCGCGACUUCGUGACGGGCACCAGCCCCGACCUCAGCGCGGACCAGGGUCGCGUCGUGGUGUACGUGCUGGCCGGGCUCUCCGCACUGCUGGGCGCGCUGUGCCUUGUGCUGCUGGCCACGUUCAUCAUCAGGACCAGAGUGCUGAAUCGUCGUUUGGAAGCGCUGUCCAUCCCGAAGUACGGGUCGCAGGAGUCUGGGCUGAACCGGCUGGGGCUGGCGGCGCCGGGCACCAACAAGCACACGGCCGAGGGGUCCAACCCUAUAUGGAAUGAGACCAUCAACGCGCCGGACUUUGAUGCUAUGAGCAACGCGUCGGAUGACUCCGAUCUGAUCGGCAUCGAGGACUUGCCGCAGUUCAGGAGGGACUACUUCCCUCCGGAGGAUGGGGACUCGUUGACGGCAGUGACAGAGCCGGUGGCCACACACGGCAACAACUUCGGGUUCAACCCCACUCCGUUUAGCCCACAGUUUGCCAAUCGGCAAGCUAGGUUAUAGCCAAUGCGUAUUAUUGUGUAACUAGUAGUUGCGAUUGUAAAUAUUGUUAAAGUUAUUAUUAUAUUACAAAGUAUUUAUUUAUUA
This is a messenger RNA of Bicyclus anynana (squinting bush brown), 5298 nucleotides long. RefSeq names its product cadherin-23-like (gene Btr175). The coding region runs from base 1 to 5214 and encodes 1737 amino acids. Gene Ontology annotation, molecular function: calcium ion binding; cadherin binding. Lineage: Eukaryota; Metazoa; Arthropoda; Insecta; Lepidoptera; Nymphalidae. Gene Ontology annotation, biological process: cell morphogenesis; calcium-dependent cell-cell adhesion; adherens junction organization. The transcript has 35 exons. Gene Ontology annotation, cellular component: catenin complex; adherens junction; plasma membrane. The record is from RefSeq and is a predicted model, not a curated record.